Molecule: messenger RNA, 210 nt
Organism: Kuraishia capsulata CBS 1993
Lineage: Eukaryota; Fungi; Ascomycota; Pichiomycetes; Pichiales; Pichiaceae
Exons: 1
Coding region: 1-210 (69 amino acids)
Biological process (GO): electron transport chain
Cellular component (GO): mitochondrion
Source: RefSeq, a predicted model, not a curated record
AUGUUAAUUAUAUCGGCGUUUUGCUCUUACGAUGUCGGUGCUAACUCGAAAAUCAGAGAUGCCUGGAGGUAUCAAGGCCACUUCACCAGAGCUAAAAGAUUGAGAGGAAUGUUCCCCGGUUUCUUCAUUGGUUUAGGUGCUUUUGCUUUGAUCUCAGUGACUGAGGAUUAUAUACUGAAGAAGGAGCCAGCCCAUGGUGAGCAUCACUAG